AUGAUUGAACUUUCAGCAAAGUUGACUACAGGUACCGUUUAUUUGGCUGGUGAAGCAUUAGAAUGUUGCAUUACAUUUUGUCAUACUACACAACCGGAGCACAGAAAUUCACAAAGUCACAGUGAUAUUCUAGAAAAUUUGGCAUGGGCUUCUGCUCAAAUACACUGUUUCUACUCGACUUCAGGUAACUCAGCCGAUAAGUCUGUUACUGUUGAAAAAACAACUGCUCUGGAAGUAACAUCAUGUGAUAUUGGAGAUGUAGUCUUUCACACUAAACCCAAAAUAUUAUUUUGUGACCUAACAAUUCCACUAGGUGAAUCUAAAACAUUUUGGUAUAGAGAAUCACUGCCGAUAGAAGCUGCACCAUCAUAUAGGGGGACAGCAGUAAAGUAUUCAUACAAAAUAACAAUAGCCACCCAAAAAGUUGGCUCACACAUAAAAAUGGUGAGAAUACCAUUCAGAGUAUUACCCAUAAGUCCGAUUAUGAAUAUGCAAGACUUGGCAGCACUCUGUGGCAAUGAGACAACUGAGGAAUUGCAGCCAACAAAUCCAUUUUCUGAAGAAAGAAAAGUUGAAACACCAUUAACAAUGGCUCUACAAAUCUUACAAAAUCUUACAGCCCGAAGGAGUCCAAAUUCAUAUAUGAUAACUAACACCAGAGGGAAGGUUGGAAGAUUCUGUCUUUUUAAAUCUGCUUACAAAUUGGGAGAAGAUAUAGUUGGAACAUUUGAUUUUUCUGUAGGCACCGUGAGAUGCAUGCAGGUCUCCGUUUCACUACAACCAGAAGAAAUAGUGAAAUCUCACAAUGCAACAAAGAAUAUGAGCAAGGACACAAGUAGUAGAUCAAUGACAGUGGCGAGGUACCAUGAAGUCACUCUUGGAUUAACACAUUCUGAGCUCAUACUCCCAAUUCCACUGCAUAUCACCCCAGCAUUUGAUGUAAAUGAAGUGUCACUGAGAUGGCGUCUGCAUUUCGAGUUUGUGACUACAAAUGAAAACCUUUCCCCAAAUCCAGAUGAAAUGGAUUGGAAUGCACCACUCAAUGUACCCAUAGAGACUAUGGUAUGGAAUCUUCCUGUGAAAAUUUAUUCUACAUUACCCAAGCAAAUAACACAACAUUCAGUGGGCAGUGAUGCUUAUACAUUAUGCAUUAAG
Molecule: messenger RNA, 1155 nt
Organism: Iphiclides podalirius (scarce swallowtail)
Lineage: Eukaryota; Metazoa; Arthropoda; Insecta; Lepidoptera; Papilionidae
Source: the annotation of a GenBank genome assembly